Exophiala spinifera is the source of this 675-nucleotide messenger RNA. RefSeq lists its product as uncharacterized. The record is from RefSeq and is a predicted model, not a curated record. Lineage: Eukaryota; Fungi; Ascomycota; Eurotiomycetes; Chaetothyriales; Herpotrichiellaceae. The coding region runs from base 1 to 675 and encodes 224 amino acids. The transcript has a single exon.
AUGGCUAUAUUUGAGCGGAUCCAUCUUCUCCAAUCUAUCCUGCUUCCCAGACCAAGGACAAAUCCUGCCUGGCAGAAAGCAAAGAUGCGCUUCUCAUUUACAGCAACUGCCUUACUCUUCGGCCGUCUGACGCUUGUUUCGGCACUUCCACGUGUCCAUGUGUGGAUGGAAAGCCAGGAACAGUACGACGACAGCAGUGACAUCUGCGAUGCAGCAGACGAUACCUGUUCCUGGCGACCACCCCACCUGUCACAUCUGCAAGGAGCAGCCAUGGAUGAACUUGAUUUGCGUGAAGGCUAUUUCUUAGACGAUCAGGAGGCGAACGAGAGCAACGAAGCUGUUGUCAUUGUUAUUCAUACUCCAACACGGACCUCGAAGAACACCGUCGCUACCGCGGCUUCACCUUGCCACCUAAGAAUGGUGACUUCAGCCCAACUGCAGCUGCAGCCUCGGAAUGCAGUGCCGGAACCAUUGGAGCAGGUCGCAGACAUCCCCAAAAGCAUUCAACAGGAAGAAUCGGAGGCCCCCGUCACAGUUACCACUGCCCCUGCCCCCUUGGUAGCUUGCGGAAGAUGGGGUAGCUGCCCGGAUGGCUAUGACUGGUUUCCAUUCUUCCAGGGCUGCUUCUGCGAGCUCAAGCUCACCAAGACAAUUUCGGUUCCGAAUGGCGCUUGA